Messenger RNA from Harmonia axyridis, 1733 nucleotides. Its product is annotated as PAX-interacting protein 1-like. Bases 273 to 1283 code for a protein of 336 amino acids. The record is from RefSeq and is a predicted model, not a curated record. Lineage: Eukaryota; Metazoa; Arthropoda; Insecta; Coleoptera; Coccinellidae. The transcript has 2 exons.
AUGAUAACAUGAAUUGAAAUAAUUUUCAUACUGAUAAAUAUUCGAUAAAACCAUCUAGAUAUCUAAUCGAAAAUAUGUCAUUCGAAUCACAAUUAAAAACAAAUUUUCUCUAUCUACCAUUCUAAAGCAGGAAAAGACGAACAGGUUUUUCCUAAUUUGAAAAAAAAUCUAGUUGGAUAAUUCGAAAUCUGAAUACGCUCACCAAAUUUCGGUUCCUAUAAGUAUCCAGAAAAUAGGUCGAGUCUUCACAGUGUUCACUGCUCAGCUUCACCAUGAAACACUUUAUUCUCUUGUUCACCAUCGUAGCACUCAGUUCUUCUGAGAUUCUUUCAACGGAAGGACCAUCCCAGAUUAUUGGAAUUCCUGGACCAAGAUGGCAAGGACCUUUCGCAAAUCAUAUUUUAGGACAACCUGUUGGUGAUACUCCAGAAGUUGCUGCUGCUAAAGCUGCGCAUUACCUAGCACAUGAGCAGAUUUUGCAAAUUAUACCAGAACUUCCUCCUCAAGAGAGAUACAACACUGUCAACGUUGGUCAACCACAACAACAAGUAUUCGUUCCUCAACAGCAACAAGUCAACUAUGUUCCUCAACAACAGCAAGUUUCCUAUGUUCCUCAACAACAGCAAGUUUCCUAUGUUCCCCAACAACAAGUUGUUUAUGUUCCCCAACAGCAGCAGGUUACCUAUGUUCCUCAACAGUCUGCUUAUGUCGCUCAACCAACGAAAGUCCCCGAGGUACACAUCAACGUUCCUUCUGCAGUUACAGCUCCUGUAGUACAGCAGCAAGUACAGAACGUUCCACAAUUUACAAAAUUCGCCGAAGAUAUCCCAAGAAGCGAGCUUGGCGAGGUUCCUGAAGUAGCAGCUGCCAGAAAGGCUCAUCUUGCUGCAUUCGAAGAAAUAAGAAAGCUUCUCCCAAAAUUAGAAGAAACAACAACUCAAGCUGUUGAAGUUUCAACACAAAAACCACAAGUUGUCGAACAACAAACAAAAAUCGUCACCCCUGAUUUUCAAUUGGUACAACAGCAACCACAAGUAUUUACCCAGCAAACUCAAGCUGCACCUCAAGUUCCCCAAGUUGUGUAUCAACAACCACAAGUGAAAAGCCAGCAGACUGAAACUGUCAACCAACAAGAUGACUCUUUGUUAUGGAGGCAACAACUCCAGAGAAAUCUUGACUGGUUCUACAACCCACAGCAGUUCUAUUCCUACCUUCCUCAAGAUACACCAGAAGUCGCAGCUGCUAAACUCGAACACCUUAAACUUCUCCAGGCCUUGAAUUGAAUCAAUUGAACUCCUGUGGUAUGAAAAAUAUAUACUCAAUGUCAGACUGAAUAAUUCUAGUUUAUUUUUUUUUUUUGGAUUUCAUGUCAUCAUCAAUGAUUCAGGAACAUGUAAGAAAUUGAUUUCGCUAUUCAAGAUAUUUGGUGCUCUCAACUCAUCACUAUUAAGACAAGAUAUCGAACAUAACAUAAUUUUUUUUUUCACUUCUAUCAUGUGCAACAUUUUCCUUUCUCUUAUUUCUUCCUUUCUCGUAACAUACUCCUCAUAUUCCCUCGUUCUCUUAUUUCUCAUCAAUAAAACAAAAGGAAUGAUGAUGUUCGCUGCCACUCCUGCUGAUAAAUAAUUAUUUUUCUAGUUAAUAACAAUCUUUUACUUUUCACUGAUUUUUUUUUUGAUAAUACUUUUCACUGUAAUUAUAGAAACUGUCUAUUAUAAGAAAUAUAAAUGAUA